ACAUAUGUUGAUGAAAAAAAAAUUAAUAAAAUUUUUUAUAUAUAAAAAAAAGAACAGGUAACUUGGGUUGUUUUGCUGCAGGGAUUAGUGAAGUCUUCCUAAACUUUUUCCUUCGUUACCGCAAACAAUCCUUUUUUUUUUUUACCCAAUGAAAGUAAAACAGUUAAAUUAAAAGUUCUUGUGAUUAAGUAAUGGAUGCCUUUGUUGUUAUCCAAAGAAAACAACCUAACACCUGGGAAUUUCUAGUGUUAUCUUGGAAUUGGACUGUGCUCCCAUGUUCCCCUCAUCCAGUUUCCCCUCGGAGCCCUUGAAGUCAGUGCCAUCGCUCUGGAGGAUGAUAGAGGAGCAGUUAGCACCCAGCGAGAGACUGGAAGUGAAGACUAUCUUGGGAACUGAUCUUGUGGACCACAGCUUGGAGCUUCAUGCUGAGGUAAAGACUCUCUUGGAAUUCUAUCAGGAAUUGCAACUGGACCAUUCUGAGCAAAGGCCUGAUAACUGUAUCUUGCUGGCUGCUCCUGCCCACUUAAAAGAACUAGUAAGAGAGGAGAUUCGAUUACUUGUGAUUGGCUUGCAGCAAAAGGCAUUGCAGGAGGGCAGGGACCACGAUUGUGCCAUUGCUAAAUACAACGCACACGUGAUCAAUUUUGCUUUCAAGACAAAUGCUGGAAGUAAUCGGCCAUCAUCUGGGAGCAACAAUCUCAUCAGGUCAUUGCCCUGUAGGAGCGCAAAUGAUUUGGAACCAUAUUCUGAUAAACUGAAUAUAACUCAGAUUGGCAAGAUAGCCUCUAGACUUAGGACUUUGGUAGAGGAUGAAUGCCAUGUUCUGGAAAGAUACAUUACACAUUUACAGAGCCAACUAGAGGAGGUGCAUCAGAAUGCUACUGAACUGCAAGACACAAUGCAUGAACCUACCCUGGCUGAACUGCAGGAAGAGAAACGUGCCAUGGAGCGGGAUUUACAAUUGAGCCUGCCCAAGUCAUCUCCUAGGCCUCCUUCCCCAAUGUCAAACCAGUUUGGGAAUAGCACCCAUUUGUCUCAACUCAGCCAUCCAAGAGGCUUAGUGAAAGAGCCAGGAUUUGGACAGAUCAAACCUGCUUCUAAUGAGAUUCCUUCACCAGAUUCCAGGGAUCAGAUUUCUCUACUCUGCUAUCAGCCGUCAUCCAGAAGGAGCCAUUCAACAAAAACCCCUUUGGGAUGGAUGCCUCAAAAGAGGAAGGAUUCCAACCAGGAAAGGAAGGACAGUGACACUAAGCUGCCUACAACACUGGAACUUCCAGCUGCUUCAGUUUAUAGGGCAGCAGCAGUAGCAGCAGCAACAGCAGCAACAGCAGCAGCAGUGUGGGAACCUGCUUUUCAUCCUGUGCCUCCUACAGAACCUUGUCCUUCGUCUCGCUUUUGUUUCCGUGUUAGAUUGUUGCAAUGUAAAGGACCGAGCUAAGAAAAAAAAGAACUUCCUUUUCCUCUUGACAUCUCACCACUUGCUCUGUGGCAACAGUGCCCAUUGAAACCAUAUGCUGCUGUUCCCUAGGCCUGAAAUGGGUUAAUGUUGGUUACUAUUGUCUUUGCUCAUUCUUAUGUUCAAAUCCAUGGAUUCCAAAGGAAGUAACAAGGCCAUGCUAAAUACCCUUCUUCUGUACAGAUAAGUGUCCUGGGAGUGCAGCAGUGCCCUUGGGAUCCUUUCUCCUCCUGCUGCUCAUCUCCAUUACUCAGUACAAUAAUUCCAUUAUAACAUUAAAGUAAAGGUAUGGCUCCUCAAAUCGCCCUUCCGAUCCCACAGAAAGAACUGUACAUCCUGAGUUCAGGAAUAUAAAUUUCAUUAAAAUCUAUGAGACUUUAACAAUCUA
Molecule: messenger RNA, 1844 nt
Organism: Crotalus tigris (Tiger rattlesnake)
Lineage: Eukaryota; Metazoa; Chordata; Lepidosauria; Squamata; Viperidae
Gene: CCDC24
Product: coiled-coil domain containing 24
Exons: 9
Coding region: 275-1438 (387 amino acids)
Source: RefSeq, a predicted model, not a curated record